Molecule: messenger RNA, 4179 nt
Organism: Tupaia belangeri chinensis (Chinese tree shrew)
Lineage: Eukaryota; Metazoa; Chordata; Mammalia; Scandentia; Tupaiidae
Gene: L3MBTL1
Product: L3MBTL histone methyl-lysine binding protein 1
Exons: 22
Coding region: 78-2606 (842 amino acids)
Biological process (GO): negative regulation of DNA-templated transcription
Cellular component (GO): nucleus
Molecular function (GO): histone binding; zinc ion binding; chromatin binding
Source: RefSeq, a predicted model, not a curated record
CGCGCCGCUCCCGGUUCGGACCGCAGCUCGGCACUGGGCGGCCACGGGCUGGCCUUGCAGCUUGUAGGACUACCAGGAUGGAGGGGCAUGCUGACAUGGAGAUGCUGAAGACACUGAAGGGCCCUUCCACAGGGGAGGUCAGCGUGCACCUGGUGACCAGAGACAGCCCAGGUUCUGGUCCUCAUCUACCGACAACUGCCUUCAUUAUUCCAGCCAGCUCAGCCACCCUUGGCUUGCCCAGCAGUGCCCUGGAUGUGUCCUGCUUUCCUCGGGAGCCAAUCCAUGUGGGCGCCCCAGAGCAAGUGGCCAGCAGCGAACCAGUCACAACCACAGUUCUGCCACAGCUGAGCGCGGGGCAAGCAACCAGCGCUAGUGCCAGCACAGUGCGGCUUCUGGAGUGGACAGAGGCCACGGCACCGCCCUCGGGGGGCGGCCUGCGGUUCCGGAUAAGCGAGUUCGCACCACUGAACAUGGUGGGAGUGGAGCAGACACCGAGCCCUGAGCUGCGGAGGGAAGGUGUGACAGAAUACGAAGAUGGCGGGGCCCCUGCGGGAGGUGGCAAGAUGAGCACCGAACAGCCAGAAGACCUCCCCCAGGACCCUCCAGAAGAUCCUUCUCAGGACCCCCCAGAGGAUGAUAGCACCUGUCAGUGCCAGGCCUGCGGGCCUCAGCAAGGCUCUGGUCCAGAGCUUGGUUCCUCCAGUGGUGGCUGCCCACAGCUGUUCCAGGAGCGGUCAGUCAUAGUGGAGAACUCAGGCUGCGCCGAUGCUUCUGAACUCCUCAAACCCAUGAAGAAGAGGAAGCGCAGGGAAUACCAGAGCCCAUCAGAGGAGGAGUCGGAGCCCGAGGCCACGGAGAAGCAAGAGGAAGGAAAGGAUCCAGAGGGACAGCCCACCGCUAGCACGCCAGAGAGCGAGGAGUGGAGCAGCAGCCAGCCUGCAUCAGGUGAGAAGAAGGAAGGCUGGUCGUGGGAGGCCUACCUCGAGGAGCAGAAGGCCAUCACCGCCCCGGUCAGCCUCUUCCAGGACUCCCAGGCAGUCACCCACAACAAGAACGGCUUCAAACUGGGCAUGAAGUUGGAAGGCAUUGACCCUCAGCACCCAUCCAUGUACUUCGUCCUCACUGUGGCCGAGGUGUGUGGCUAUCGCCUCCGUCUGCACUUUGAUGGGUAUUCCGAGUGCCAUGACUUCUGGGUCAACGCCAACUCUCCUGACAUUCACCCUGCCGGCUGGUUUGAGAAGACUGGGCACAAGCUGCAGCCUCCUAAAGGUUACAAGGAGGAGGAGUUCAGCUGGAGCCAGUACCUGCGCAGCACAAGAGCUCAGGCUGCCCCCAAGCACCUGUUUGUGAGCCAGAGCCACAGCCCCCCACCCCUGGGCUUCCAGGUGGGCAUGAAGCUGGAGGCUGUUGACCGCAUGAACCCAUCCCUCGUCUGCGUGGCCAGUGUGACUGACGUGGUGGACAGCCGCUUCCUGGUGCACUUUGACAACUGGGAUGACACUUAUGACUACUGGUGUGAUCCCAGCAGCCCCUACAUCCACCCAGUGGGCUGGUGCCAGAAGCAAGGAAAGCCCCUGACCCCUCCACAAGACUACCCAGACCCUGAUAGCUUCUGUUGGGAGAAAUAUCUAGAAGAGACUGGGACUAAUGCUGUGCCCACCUGGGCCUUCAAGAUGCGACCCCCUCAUAGCUUCCUGGUCAACAUGAAGCUGGAGGCUGUGGACCGCAGGAACCCAGCACUGAUACGUGUGGCCAGCGUGGAGGAUGUAGAGGACCAUCGGAUCAAGCUCCACUUUGAUGGCUGGAGUCACAGCUAUGACUUCUGGAUUGAUGCUGACCACCCGGACAUCCACCCGGCGGGCUGGUGCUCCAAGACAGGACAUCCCCUGCAGCCGCCUCUCCGGCCCAGAGAGCCCAGCUCUGCCUCCCCUGGGGGCUGUGCCCCUCUCAGCUGCAGGAGCUUGCCCCAUGCCAGGACCUCCAAGUACAGCUUUCACCACCGGAAGUGCCCCACUCCUGGCUGUGACGGCUCUGGCCACGUCACAGGCAAGUUCACAGCCCACCACUGCCUCUCAGGCUGUCCCCUGGCCGAGAGGAACCAAAGCCGGCUGAAAGCAGAGCUGUCUGACACGGAGGCCUCGGCCCGCAAGAGGCACCUCUCGGGCUUCUCACCAAGGAAGAAGACUCGCCAUCACGGCCGCAUUGGACGUCCUCCAAAGUAUCGGAAGAUUCCACAGGAAGAUUUCCAGACACUCCCUCCCGACGUCGUGCACCAGUCCCUCUUCAUGUCGGCCCUGGCAGCCCACCCUGACCGCUCCCUGUCUGUGUGUUGGGAGCAGCACUGCAAGCUCCUGCCGGGGGUGGCAGGCAUCUCAGCCUCAACGGUUGCCAAGUGGACCAUCGAUGAGGUCUUCGGCUUUGUUCAAACCCUGACAGGCUGUGAGGACCAGGCACGCCUCUUCAAGGACGAGAUGAUUGACGGCGAGGCCUUCCUUUUGCUGACACAGGCGGACAUUGUGAAGAUCAUGAGCGUCAAGCUGGGCCCAGCCUUGAAGAUCUAUAAUGCCAUCCUCAUGUUCAAAAACGCCGAUGACACCUUAAAGUGACUGGCUCUUGGCCUGGUCCCCCUCUGUCCUUGCUGGGCUUUCCUUUCCAGCUGAGGCUCCUUCUUGACUUGAGCUCCUCAUCCCCCGCUCAUGCCCCUACCCUCUGUGUCUGACCAGGGCUGGUCCUUCCUAGCAGGUGGUGGAGCAGAGGAGUCCUGGAGUCCUGGCCCUUGCCCUGGGGCUCACUUGCUGCCAGGCACACUGGAGAGGAAUGUGUUGGCCGUGCCCUGCCAUUGGCCACCCAGCAUCUUUAGCCAACUUGUGUAAUCACUGAAGGGUCUUUUUCUUGGCAGCUCGGGAGAACAGGAGUCCUCCAGUCCCCUUUCCUUUUUUGGUGUCUCUGUGUACGUUCCUUGGCUCCUUUCCUCCUGCCAAGAAGUGACCCUGCCACAGACAUAAUUAUUUGUGAGGGCCCUUCUCUUCUGUCACUGGCUUGGCUGUUCUCCUCCUGCAGCCUGGUUUUAUGAGCAGUGUCCCCAGCUGUGCUCAACCAGCCUACUGGCUCUCCCUGUUAGACGUGUGUGCCUCAGAGAUAUGCCAUAGGACCCACUGUGGGAGUCCCCCUUUUACCCAGAAGUUGAGGAUUCUGAACUAAGAUAGCUUCUCAAACACGUCCAGUUCUAAGCCACUUGGCAUUUCGGUGUUCCACAUCAAGUCCUAGCUCCAGAAGGAUGAGCCGGUGGUCAGCCUUUGUACGUGAGCAGAGGCUGAGGCUCCCCACACACUCUUCCUGUAUUGGGCCCAAGGAGGAGCAAACCUGGCCUGGUAGGUGGGCUAGGCCAGGAGACCAACCCUUGGUUUUUCAGACAAUCUCGGGUCUUUGGCUAGAGGGGCAGAUCCAGCAAGUAUGGUGGCCACCAAAGCUGGGCACGGCACCUCUGCAGCCAGGGCUCUCAAACAAGGUAUUGCCUAUGGUAGGGCCUUGUACCUGCCAGGCUACCCUGUCGAGCAACUCACCCUGUGACACUACAUUCUCUCUGUCCCUUACAUGUUUAUCAUGUGCUCUUCGGAGCCUUCCAAGACCACUCUAAGUUGGAAGUUGGGAAGGAAGACUUUCUGAUCUUGAAUUUCAUGGGUCCCUCAAGCCCUUCCUACCACUCACUGCCAGCUAAGUCCUUGCUGAGGCUCUAAGAUCUCACUCAAGUGGGAGCCUAGCCUCCACUGAGCCACUGCCAGACCUGCCUCCCUGCCUGGGUGGGAAGGGCCAGAGCCCCUCACCCACCUGGUGGUGAGGAGCCAUUAAUAAGGCCCGGCCCAGAGUCCUUCUCCAGGCUCCAUCUGUCAUUUGUAAGCCAGGUGUGUAUGUGUGUGUUAGUGCACGUGUGAGUGUAGCGCUCAGAAACUUAUGCAACAGUGCAGAUGUGAGGCUCCAUGUUGGGAAAAUGUCAAGGGCUAUUAUUGUUAACACAUGAAGCUUUAUUGUUUCCUUAGACUUGGGAAACCCAGAGUGCUGUUGGUUUCCUGCACAGCUCCGUAGGGAGUCACCUUCAAAGGCAGCUCUGAGUAUGACCUUCCUGGGAGGAAACAGGCAGGGCCUGCCACAGGCUGUGAGUCGGGCUUACCGAGGUGACAU